Molecule: messenger RNA, 533 nt
Organism: Telopea speciosissima
Lineage: Eukaryota; Viridiplantae; Streptophyta; Magnoliopsida; Proteales; Proteaceae
Product: protein FATTY ACID EXPORT 5-like
Exons: 3
Coding region: 170-529 (119 amino acids)
Cellular component (GO): membrane
Source: RefSeq, a predicted model, not a curated record
UUGCUCUAUUUCGUGUUGACCAACUGAAAUCCACUAUUACCUCCAGUAAGAAGCCAAGAAAGCAACGAUCCUCAGAUUGGGAGGUCUUGAAGCCCUAGAUUUGUUCUUGAUCGAUUAAAACUACUUUGAUUGUUCGGAAAUUUUUUCCAAGGUAUACCAGUUGAUCAAAAUGCACGAUUUUUGCUUUACGAUUCCGUAUGGAUUGAUCAUGGUUGCUGGAGGGCUUGUUGGAUAUUUUAAGAGGGGGAGCACAGCUUCGUUGGCUGGAGGACUUGGUACAGGAUUUCUACUGCUGCUUGCGGGUGUUGUGAGCCUGAAAGCAUUUGAAAAGCGAAGGAAUUCUUAUUUUGCAUUGUUUCUCGAGACGGGUUGUGCAUUCACACUUACAUUCGUCAUGGGGCAGCGGUACAUCCAAACCUCAAAGAUAAUGCCUGCUGGAGUUGUUGCUGCAAUCAGUGCUCUUAUGACUGGCUUUUAUGUGUACAAGAUCGCGACUGGUGGGAACCAUUUCCCAUCCAAAUCUGAAUGAGUUU